Molecule: messenger RNA, 1478 nt
Organism: Salvelinus sp. IW2-2015
Lineage: Eukaryota; Metazoa; Chordata; Actinopteri; Salmoniformes; Salmonidae
Source: RefSeq, a predicted model, not a curated record
ACAAAGGUUAGGUGAAUUUACAUAGCAGGUUAGGUGAAUUGAGUUAAGUUUAGAAGAAGGGUUAGAGUUUGCAAAAAUGCUACAGUUGUCCCCGACAUGACCAGAACAUGCACAUUUUGGAUUGCUAGACUAUAGCGGAUUACGCACACCCAUCCUUUCCGACAAACCUCCCUAAGGUUGUUUCUGUCUCAAGUAACUAGACCAUUUGUAGGUAUCAUACUUCUUGGAGGUGCUCAGAAAUAUGUAAAGUAGAUUUUGUAUUGCUCUAUAGCUAGGCUGUGCUAACAUGGCCAUGAUGUAAGUCUCUCACUCUUCCUCUCUCUUACAGGUGGGCCCAAAGUCCCAGGAGAAAGUAUAUGGGCUAUAUUAAACAAACCCAUACAGUUUUCUGGAUCCAGUAUACCUUUGAAACUAAUCAAAACAGUGGAAUGGCGUCACAAAAGUGGAAACUCACAGACAUUCUGUCUUCUCCAUAAAAUGGAUGGGAACAUCACCAACAUAUCCCCUGCAUGCAAUGGCACUGCACGCUUCCUUUCCCACAAUAAAACCUUUGUUCUAUACUCAGUGAGGGCAGAGGAUGAAGGUGUCUAUGAAGAAAGAGUGAUUUAUAAGAAUAACACUAUGAUCACAGUAAAUAUAUCACUGUCAAUCAUUUCUCCUCCCUCCACCCUGCACAUCAGCGUAAACUUCUCCCACACGCUGCUAACAAUGACCUGUGAGGUCAAGGGGUCAAACCUCUCCUAUUGGUGGCUGAAGGAUGACCAGCCCUUCCUCACGGAUUCCAGAUGGUUAUUGGGUGAGAGAAACCAAACCUUACAGGUGAACAACCUGACCAAGGCUGACUGUGGGAAAUACACCUGCUUGGUGGCCAACAAGGCAGGCCAGUCACGGGGCCACUUCCAACUCACAGAUAACCAAUCCUCUGUGUGUAAUGAUGGAAUUGUCCGAGCCACACUGCCGAUAGGCCAGAGAGAAGUUCUAAUCAUGGUAAUAUUGGGCAUCUGCAUAUUUGGCCUGCUCAUCAUCAUUGCCUGCAUCAGGAGAUAUCACCAGGAAAUACAGAAGCAUCUGGCAGGACUUUGCAACAAGGAGCAGCAUCCUGUCAGAAACAGGAGAGGAAGGAGAAGAGACACCCCCGUGUCCAAAAAUCAUGUGUAUGAUGAGAUUGGAGAUGAACAGGAGCAGCUUGAACAAGAGGUGGUGAUCCCAUUGCCAUACGUCUACACAGACUUCCUUCCAAACAGAAAACAAGCAGAUCCCCUAAAGGACUUUGGGUACUCCACCAUCGGGCCAGCUAGCCUAAGCGGAGUCACAGUGAUCGAGGCAAGCGAACAAGGUCUUGAAUGUAGGUUCAGCGUAGCAUACUAGGAGACAGCGUAGGAGACAGCGUAGCAUACUAAAAAUAUCUAAUAAAAUUGUAUUUGUCACAAGCGCCAAAUACAAUAGGUGUAGACUUUACCAUGGGAUGCUUAGUUACG